This is a messenger RNA of Macaca mulatta (Rhesus monkey), 3701 nucleotides long. NCBI's taxonomy places the organism in Eukaryota, Metazoa, Chordata, Mammalia, Primates, Cercopithecidae. The record is from RefSeq and is a predicted model, not a curated record.
CCCUCCAGGCCACAGGUUGAGCAAAUGCUAAGGGCCAAGGACAGGGAGACACUCCUCAUGAAGGGGUGGUCCUCAUCCUUUCAGAUCAACUUCCUGCUGGAGGCUCCACCCUCACCACGUCCCUCCCUCUUCUCUCAUCCGGAGUCACCUUUUGGGAUUUUGGAGUUGGGCACCAUGGGGACUCCAAAUGAUCGGGCAGUGCUGCAGGCCAUCUUCAACCCUGACACCCCAUUUGGAGAUAUUGUUGGACUGGACCUCGGAGAGGAAGCAGAAAAGGAAGAACGAAAAGAAGAUGAAGUUUUCCCUCAAGCACAGCUGGAACAGUCCAAGGCCCUGGAGCUGCAGGGGGUGAUGGCAGCAGAGGCUGGGGACCUCAGCACAGCCCUGGAGAGGUUUGGCCAAGCCAUCUGCCUGCUGCCUGAGAGGGCUUCAGCCUACAACAACCGUGCCCAGGCCCGGCGACUCCAGGGAGAUGUGGCAGGAGCCCUGGAGGACCUGGAACGCGCGGUGGAGCUGAGCGGCGGCCGGGGCCGCGCCGCCCGCCAGAGCUUUGUGCAGCGCGGACUCCUGGCGCGGCUGCAAGGCCGAGACGACGACGCCCGCAGGGAUUUCGAGAGGGCGGCACGGCUGGGCAGCCCCUUCGCGCGGCGCCAGCUGGUGCUGCUCAACCCCUACGCCGCGCUGUGCAACCGCAUGCUGGCCGACAUGAUGGGGCAGCUGCGCCGCCCCCGCGACAGCCGCUGAGCGCUGCUGGCCCGCGCGUCCGUGGGCGAGGGGACGGGAGGGGGGCCCUGAACCAAUAAAGCCGUCGGGCCUAACCGACUCCGCCUGCUCCUGCGUCCUGCCCGCGCCCGGAGGGAAGGGCACGCGGGGGCACUCUGUGCGUGGGGCCUCUCGGCGCGGGCUAGGGACCAGCCAGGCGGGUGGUGAGCCGCGACCGCCCACCUGCCGGGAAAGGGCCUGUGGGGCCAGUGGUCGGGCAUCGAUUGGCCCUGCCUGGCUCAGCCCCCGCCCUUGCAGCGGACUGCGGUGCUCAUCAGACCUGAGCAGUUGCUCCGGCAGCGGUCGGGGAAGGAGCCAGCCUGGGGCCCAGGCCCGGGCCACCAUGGCGCUGCCUCCAGGCCCAGCCACCCUGCGGCACACACUGCUGCUCCUGCCAGCCCUUCUGAGCUCAGGUACACCCCUGUUCAGUCGUUGACCAAGUCCUUCUGGGGUCCAAAACCCCCUCUCUCCUCUGUCUGCUCUUCUGUUUGGGUACCUACUCCAGGCCCGAAACCCUGGAGCCCCUGUUCCCUUCACCCACCUACCUAGGUCCAACCAGCCAGUCCCUGGUGAGAGGACUCAGGCGCCCUUUCCCUUGGCCUGCUGCUCCUCUCACUGGGGCAAUUCCUGGUCACAGCACAGUACCAACCCUGCCUGACCCCUUCCCAGAGGCCCCCUGCUGUGUUCCAGGUUGGGGGGAGUUGGCGCCACAAAUAGAUGGUCAGACCUGGGCUGAGCGGGCACUUCGGGAGAAUGAACGCCACGCCUUCACCUGCCGGGUGGCAGGGGGGCCUGGCACCCCCAGAUUGGCCUGGUAUCUGGAUGGACAGCUGCAGGAGGCCAGCACCUCAAGACUGCUGAGCGUGGGAGGGGAGGCCUUCUCUGGAGGCACCAGCACCUUCACUGUCACUGCCCACCGGGCCCAGCAUGAGCUCAACUGCUCCCUGCAGGACCCCAGCAGUGGCCGAUCAGCCAACGCCUCUGUCAUCCUCAAUGUGCAAUAUCCAGCCAUCCUGUUCCUCAGCACGCCCUCUGAGGAGAGGCCCAGGCCCCUGGCUCCCAUCUGGGUUUGGGAAGAAAGGGCCAGAAGUAUAAGGGGCUGUGGUGAGAGCAUAUUGGCCUCUGCUUUGCACCAGUCAAGCCAGAGAUUGCCCAAGUCGGCGCCAAGUACCAGGAAGCUCAGGGCCCAGGCCUCCUGGUUGUCCUGUUUGCCCUUGUGCGUGCCAACCCGCCUGCCAAUGUCACCUGGAUCGACCAGGAUGGGCCAGUGACUGUCAACACCUCUGACUUCCUGGUGCUGGAUGCACAGAACUACCCCUGGCUCACCAACCAUACAGUACAGCUGCAGCUCCGCAGCCUGGCGCACAACCUCUCGGUGGUGGCCACCAAUGAUGUGGGUGUCACCAGUGCCUCACUUCCAGCCCCAGUGACUCCAACAACCUAAAACUCAACAACGUGCGCCUGCCACGGGAGAGCAUGUCCCUCCCGUCCAACCUUCAGCUCAAUGACCUCACUCCAGAUUCCAGAGCAGUGAAACCAGCAGACCGGCAGAUGGCUCAGAACAACAGCCGGCCAGAGCUUCUGGACCCGGAGCCCGGCGGCCUCCUCACCAGCCGAGGUUUCAUCCGCCUCCCAAUGCUGGGCUAUAUCUAUCGAGUGUCCAGCGUGAGCAGUGAUGAGAUCUGGCUUUGAGCCGAGGGCGAGACAGGAGUAUUCUCUUGGCCUCUGGGCACCCUCCCAUUCCUUCAAGGCAUCCUCUGCCUAGCUGUGUCACCAACGUGAAGAGGUCAUGCCACUGCCACUUUUGCUUGCCCUCCUGGCUGGGGUGCCCUCUAUGUCAUGCAUGUGAUGCAUUUCACUGGGCUGUAACCCACAGGGACACAGGUAUCUUUGGCAAGGCUACCAAUUGGACCUAAGCCCCUCAUGCUGACUCAGGGCGGGCCCUGCAUGUGAUGACUGGGCCCUUCCAGAGGGAGCUCUUUGGCCAGGGGUGUUCAGAUGUCAUCCAGCAUCCAAGUGUAUCAUGGCCCGCUGUAUGCCCACCCCAGUACUCCACAGCACCUUGUACAGUAGGCAUGGGGGCGUGCCUGUGUGGGGGACAGGGAGGGCCCUGCAUGGAUUUUCCUCCUUCCUAUGCUAUGUAUCCUUGUUCCCUCAGGUAAAAUUGAGGACCCUGCUAGCUAUAUAGAACCAUAUUGCCCUUUGUACAGGAACCAACCCCUGGCCCAGGGGCACUGGCCAAGCACAAGUCUUUUUUGCUGCACGCCUCUCUGCUCUCCUCUGCCCCUUCCUUCCCCCCUCCUCCAGAGAAUUCUAGGUUACAUGUUGGACCUUCUCUACUACUUCGCUGGGCACUAGACUUUUCUAUUGGCCUGUGCCACCGCUCAGUAUUAGCACAAGUCAGGGAGGAAGAGGCAGGCGAUGAGUCUAGUAGCACCCAGGAUGGCUUGUAGCUAUGCAUCAUUUUAUUACAGUGUUAGCACUUUAAGCACAUCCCCUAGGGGAGGAGGUGAGUGAGGGGCCCAGAGCCCUCUUUGUGGCUUCCCCACAUUUGGCCUUCUGUGAUUCACUGUGAGUGUCCUGAGCUCUCGGGAUUGAUGGUUUUCCUCUCAGCACGUCUCCUGCACCAUGGGACCCCAGCCCUGACCAACCCCUGGUUGCCCCAUCAGCAGGAAGGUGCCCUUCCUGGAGGAUGGUCGCCACAGGCACAUAGUUCAACAGUGUGGAAGCUUUAGGGGGACAUGGAGAAAGGAGGAGACCACAUACCCCAAAACGACCUAAGAACGCUUUAAAAGGCGACCUGUAAAUGAUUAGAAAUUAAUAUAGUACAGAAUAUAUUUUUCCCUUGUUGAGAUCUUCUUUUGUAAUGUUUUUCAUGUUACUGCCUAGGACAGUGCUGAGCACACAGUAAGUUUAAUAAACUUGACUGAAUUAAUUUA